Molecule: messenger RNA, 854 nt
Organism: Salvia miltiorrhiza (redroot sage)
Lineage: Eukaryota; Viridiplantae; Streptophyta; Magnoliopsida; Lamiales; Lamiaceae
Exons: 9
Coding region: 32-682 (216 amino acids)
Source: RefSeq, a predicted model, not a curated record
AGAUGCUGCCAAAGCUAAAGGCAAGGGGAAAAUGUCCCAAGAAAGCCAUGUUGAAUAUAUCAAAGACACAAUUGGAAGCUCAUUUGAAGAUAGUCUUUCUUCUGAUGAUGAUAAACCAAUAUCAGAAAUCUUCAGAGGUAAAAAGAAAAUUUGCUCUAUUGUUCUAUCCGAUGAUUCAAGAAAUGAUAGUCUGAAUUGCGUAGUGGACUCGGCUGAAAGAGGUAACAUUGGAAAAAUCAAAAGAAGAUUUGUUAGCAAAAGAAAAAAAGUCGUGCACUUUGAUCUUUCUGAUGAAGAUUCAGAGGAUGUUGAUACACCUGAGAACUUUGAUGAUGCACAUUUGGAUAUGCCUCUAUCAGAUGAAUUUGUGGCGAGAGCAACCGAUGGAAAAAUUGUCGAAGAUUCUCAUAUGCAGUCAUGUCUACCUUUGGCAGGCACACUAUACCAAGAGAAACAGGACCUUGUGGAAGAAACAUCAAAGAAGACUAAAAUAACCCAAGCUAAGGACAAACAAGUAACUAAGGCAAAGAAGGCGAAGAAAAUGAAGUCUAAUAGCAUAUCUGAUCCAUCCCACCAACUUACUGAAGUGGUUGUCGAGCAUAACAAAGGCAAAAGAGUUCCACAAACACCAACACUCAAGUCAAGGAGUGGCAGAACAAUCAGGCGAAGAAUAUUGGACUAAUGAAGUAAAAGAUUUUAUGAGACUUUGAAGAAACUUUUGUAUGUACUUUGUACAAUUAUCUAGCUAUGACUUUUGGCUCUACUAGCAUUUUGAGGUUACCUUUUGUAUGUACAUUGUAUAUGCCUCGAUGCAGUUUUUGUUUAAUGUGAUAUGUAUAUAUAACGCGUAAUGU